AAGGGACAUAGAGAUACAGAGAAGCUGAGUGACCAUUCCGCUGAAGGAUCUCCCUUGUUCAACUCAUGAUGGGGUUGUCUUCAAGGCCAUGCAUCCCAACAAUGCUGACCUUCUUAAUGCUUCUUCAGCUGGCCUUCAAGGUUUCACUCCAAGAGGGACCUAACAGAGAGGAUCCCAGAAUACAAAAGUUAAUUGAAGUGCUUGAUCAUCUUAAGCUGCAAAUAAAAGAACUUCAGGAUGUCAUGAUCCAAUUUAAAGGAACCACCAUCAACAUUUUGAAAGUUCUCCUUGGUCCUGGUGGAGAGAUUGUUGAUGGUAAAAUUUUCCGAACGCAAAAAAAUCGAGGAACUUUCCAGGAUGGCAAAAGUGGCUGCGAGAACAACCUUGCCUUGCCGAGGAAUGACGCAGAAAACAAAGCCCUUCAAAAUAUAUUAGUACAGCCUGGCCAAAAGGCAGUUCUGGGAAUCACUUACAAUGCAGCUGAAAACAUCUUUGUGGAUCUGACUGGCCAGCCUAUAACAUAUUCCAAAUGGGCUCGAGGAGAACCAAAUGUCCUUGGGAAAAAUAAGGGUGUGAUGAUAAACGAAAAUGGCGAGUGGCAAAUUGAAGAUCGUGAGUUGGAUUCGUGGACAAUCAUCUGUGAAAUUAGCAUCUAACAGAUGUUGGGUUGGGGAAGGAAAAGAAUUCCACCAUAGAGUUGAAAACGAAAGCUUACUCUGUUAAUCGCACAUACAGUCUAGCAUAUGGCAAGUAAAUCCUAAUCCAAUAGUUUCCCUUGUUUUCAGCGAAGAGAUCUGAAGUCAAGUUUUACUCCAUUGACUUCAGCCUUGUCAUUCCAAUGGAAGUUGCCUUCUUCCACUUAAACCAACCACCUUGGAAUCCUUCCUCAGUCUUCCACUGAAGUAGUGGCCAGACUUGAUGCUGAUUAGCUUUUACCAUCCAUCAUCAGAUAGAUGUUGCCAUCUUCCAAGUGUUCCCUAGCUUAGCUUAGAUAGCAAAACCUGCACAGAAAUGUAACAAUUUAUAGAUCGAUUUUCCACCAUUUCUAAAUAAAUGCAUUUCCUA
Pantherophis guttatus is the source of this 1065-nucleotide messenger RNA. RefSeq names its product mannose-binding protein-like. Gene Ontology annotation, biological process: ossification. The record is from RefSeq and is a predicted model, not a curated record. NCBI's taxonomy places the organism in Eukaryota, Metazoa, Chordata, Lepidosauria, Squamata, Colubridae. Gene Ontology annotation, molecular function: growth factor activity.